UUCGCUGUCCAAUCAGGUGUCGGCUCUGUUAACUUAAUGCUGGAGCGACAUUACAACUUCCCUCUUGAGUUGGCCCAGUUGGUUUCAUCGUGACGUGUAACCCCGGGUACUGAAUAGUUUGUAAAAAUGAAGUUUGCUUGUUUGGUUUAGGGCAAAAUGAAGUGAAUUUCGGGAUAGGAGACAGUCUUACAGCUCGUGUUGGGUCGCUUCCGGUAGCAAUAAUGCCUGUGUUGUUGGGAAGAGGAGAUGGAGGAGCUAACAGAAGUCUGCUGUUUCCGCUCGCCGCCGUGUUGCUGCUGUCGGUCGGAGUUGCUGCCAUUCAGGAGGAGCAGAAAGCAGUGCAGGAAGAGCCGCAAAAGGAGAAAGCCACUAGUCCCCAUCCAGUGGGGCCUAUUGUUACUGAGAAUGGCUCCAUCAAAGGAAACCUGGGUUUCAUCCACGCCUUCGUGGCCUCUUUCUCCGUUAUCAUCGUCUCAGAGUUGGGAGACAAGACGUUUUUCAUCGCAGCCAUCAUGGCCAUGCGUUACAACCGCCUCACCGUGCUUGCAGGGGCAAUGCUGGCUCUGGGGGUUAUGACUUGUCUGUCAGUGUUGUUUGGCUAUGCCACCACAAUCAUCCCUCGAAUCUACACCUACUACGUGUCCACUGCACUGUUUGCCAUCUUUGGGGUGCGCAUGUUGAGAGAGGGCCUGAAAAUGAGUCCAGAUGAAGGGCAGGAAGAGCUUGAGGAGGUGCAAGCAGAGAUCAAGAAGAAAGACGAGGAACUCCAGCGCUCCAAGCUGGCUAAUGGCGCUCCGGACGUGGAGGCGGGAACAGGAACCACCCUACCUCAGUCGAAGUGGCACAGAUUUAUCUCACCGAUCUUCAUCCAAGCUUUCACCCUCACCUUCCUGGCAGAGUGGGGGGACCGCUCACAGCUGGCCACCAUCAUUCUAGCUGCCAGAGAGGAUCCAUUUGGAGUUGCAGUAGGUGGGACAAUCGGCCACUGUUUGUGUACAGGACUGGCUGUGCUUGGAGGGCGAAUGAUUGCUCAGAAGAUUUCUGUGAGGACAGUUACCAUCAUCGGAGGGAUUGUAUUUCUGGCGUUCGCCUUGUCUGCCCUUUUCAUCAAGCCAGAAUCUGGAUUGUAAUUGGUGGACAAAAAGGAAACUGUUCAUUCUGUAAAUACGUGUAAGAUAUGGACAACUCGCUGGAAAGAGACUUUAAUUCAGAUUCAGUAUUUGGAGUCUAUUUCUCAGUCCCAGCAGCUUUUCGUCCAUGUUGACUUUUGAGGUUAUUUCCGCCGUAGACGUCCAAGAAUCAUUUAACGGUAGAAAAGCAGACUUUCUAAUAAAAACAGAAAACGUCUGUCUUAGCACCUCGUACAGCCUGCUUUUCCUAGAAAAGCAUUUGUUCCGCUUCUGUUCGUGACUCGGGUGAAUUAGGAAACUAGGAGUGCGUUCCUCCACAAAUUCAAACACGUACACAUCACGGCGACGGGAAGAGCAGCUACUCGUUCUCAGCGAGACGUUCUACCUUUCAUCAAAGAGCUUCGGAUUAAUCUUGGAACAGGAACCCCCCCAUUUUAACGUUUUAUUUGGUGCAACAGAAUCAUUGAGUUACUGCGGCUGCAGCCUGAAGAGGAACUGUAGUCGCUCGCUCUUAAGAGCUUCAUUCACGUCUGAAGGAGUGUUGAAGAAACCCUACACUCGACCUGAUAGCAGACCUCUUUACACAAAGUUAAACUGAACCUGACAUGCAGUCCUUUUCUCCACUUUGCAGGCUCAUUGUUGGCACUUAACAGCUUUCAGUUUGCAUGGUACAGUACUGACCUAGUCGACCUCCUUAACUCUGAUCAGUAAAAAUAAAAAGUCGUGGAGUAUCGAGGUCAGUGGUUCUCAUCUAGAUAUCAAAGCUUUACUGUACCAUGCAAAAAAAAAAACAUUGGAGAAAUAGUUUGGUUGCUUUUAAAUGUUUAUUUUUUAUUUUUUUGUUCCAACUUGUUCUCUUAUUUUUGAUUUGUUUUUUCUCUCUCUAUGUUUUACACCACAAUACAGUCAGUAUUUUUCCAAUGUACUGCAGAGAGAGACCGACCCAAACCACUUCAAUACCUCUAUCAUCUAAGCACAGUUUAUGUACGGUUUUUACAUGUUUGGUUUUAUUUCUGAACAAACAAAAAAGCUUCACUGUUUCUUAAGAUACAUUUUUUUCUGAACAGUUCAGUGGAGAUGAACAGAAUGAGUUGUUUAUGCUGAAGAAUGGCCAGUCGGCAUUUAUUGUGUCAUGAGGUCCGUGUAACGGAGGAGAAACACAAACUCAUCAGGUAAAGAAUCAGCGACUCACUACAUCUUAGACACCUACAAAUCAUAUGAAGCUCAACAUUGAGGUGUUGCUUCAUCAACACCAUGUAGUUUUACCCCUUUUUAUUUAAAGUUGUGUAUUUAUUUAGCUUCAUUUACUUUAGUUGUGUACACAAGGUGGGAGAAAUUUCUGUAUGUGGGGUGUGAUGCUUUUUUUUUUUUUUUUUUUUUGGUUUAACUGAAUGGGUUUAAGUUGUGCUGUCAAUAUUAGACAGGCUUUGACCCAGCUGUGAAAUACUUCAGUUUGAUUUGAUGAAAUGUCUAUAAACUUAGGAUUAAUAAUAAAAAAAGAAA
Messenger RNA from Poecilia latipinna (sailfin molly), 2633 nucleotides. It is a transcript of the gene tmem165, whose product is annotated as transmembrane protein 165. The record is from RefSeq and is a predicted model, not a curated record. Gene Ontology annotation, molecular function: calcium ion transmembrane transporter activity; manganese ion transmembrane transporter activity. The transcript is spliced from 6 exons. Lineage: Eukaryota; Metazoa; Chordata; Actinopteri; Cyprinodontiformes; Poeciliidae. Gene Ontology annotation, cellular component: Golgi apparatus. Bases 222 to 1130 code for a protein of 302 amino acids. Gene Ontology annotation, biological process: manganese ion transmembrane transport; Golgi calcium ion transport; calcium ion transmembrane transport.